AUUCCAGAUCCAUCCUCCCACCCACCGGUCCUCCACUUCUCUCUCGCCCGGCGUUCGGUGAGACCCGAGAGAGUCUGCUCGCUCGAUCGCCGUGCGGCGGCGAAACAUGGGAGCCCUUCGUCGCGCCGCUCCCGUUCCCAGCGCCCGGCCGUCCUCCAAGCGUCCGCUGGGCGCCGCGCCCGCGGGUUGCGGCGCGGUGGCGCGGGAGACGUCGGCCCGCCGUGCCGUCGCCGACCAGAAGCCCUCCGCGCCCGGCGCGAAGCACACCAAGGUCGUCCGCAACGGCAUCGUCGCUGAGAUGGAGGUCACAGCUGUUGCCGGCGGCGCGAUGCCACCCAACGGCCGCCGGUUCGCGAAGCGGCCGCAGGUCGUCGAACCUGCUGCUACUACCUGCUGCACGAUGGCGCGGGAGAAGAAGUCGGCUCGCCGCGCCGGCGCUGGCGAGGAGUUCUCGGCGCCAAGUCCGAAGCGUGCCAAGGUGACCCGCAACGCCGUCAAGACGUCCGUCGACCCUGCACUGGGAACCCUCCGGAAGAGGAUGGCCGCGGAGCUCGACGCCCUCCACGCGCUCCUGAGGAAGGCGGAGCUAUUGUCCAGCGGCAAGAACGGCCGGUACAUGGCCAACGCGGAACCACGAUCUGAAGCGCCGGUGGAGGCUUCCAUCAAGACGCCGCCGGCGAAGCGGACAAAGGUGUAUGAUCUUGCCAAGGUUGCUAAGAUCGCGAGCCCUGAGGACGACAACGAGCUCAUCGACAUCUGCGGCGGCGUCUCACCCGUCGCCAUCCUAAAAGCCUCCCCGAUCGUUCCCCUUGAGAAGGAGGUCGAAACUGGCAACAGUGAGAUCAUGGAUCCCCCGGAGGACGACAGCGAGAUCAUCGACAUCUGCGGCGGCGUCUCCCCCGUCGCGAUCCUGAAAUCCUCCCCUGUUGUUUCCGUUGAGAAGGCCGGCGAAACCGGCAACAGUGAGAGCAAGGACAUCCCGGAGGACGACAACGAGUUCGUCGACAUCUGCGGCGGCGUCUCCCCUGUUGCUCCCGUCGAGAAGGCUUGCGAAUCCGGCAACAGCACGAGCUCAAGCAGCGACUCCGGAAGCUCAUCUUCGAGUGAUUCAGAUUCAGAUAGCGACUCUGAGAGCGAUCGCGACGAGACUGUCGACCUCCCAGUUCCACAGGCGGUCCUUCCCGAGGAGGACGGAACAUCUGCGCAGCCAGCGCCGGAACCGGCAUCGGAGGCGGCGCAGAGUACGGAACCAGAGAAGCUCCCAAUGGCCACUCUGAUCGCCAAGGCGAACGCCCGCCGGAAGCUGCUGGAGAUGGAGAGGGCGCGGUGCCCGACGAGAGCAUCCACCCACGAGACCUGAAGGAUCUUUGCAUCGCGGAGUAUGGUCGUCCCGGCAUCAUGCGACAGCUCGGGCUCUUCCUCAAGGCCGACGCGUAGAGUGCUGCAGAUGGAGCAGGAGUAGGAUAGUUGUAGUUGUAGCCAUGCAGUGAUGGCUCCUCGGCUACGCAUGUGUAACUGACAUGUCUGAAUUCUGAUGUGGUAUACUGCGUUGUUCUGUCAAGCAUGUAACCUGAAUCAAAUGUCACCUGAGAGCAAAUGUCUGGUCUGAUUUAUGUUGUGCCAUGUAGCUUAGAUCAGUUGUCACCUGACAGCAAAUGUGCUUCAGGACUGAGCAUGCCAAGUUAUUUGUUUCAGCGCUGAACAUGUCAGGUUCAGUUUUCUCUGGGCAAGUUUUGAUGCUCUGUAUCAUCAAGUCAUAGGCGGCAUCUUUCGUUAUGUAUCGUCAGUUCAUCACAGCGUCUCCGAAUGUGUAAUGGCAUGUCUGAUGUCACCAGACAGCAAAUGUGUUUUCGGUAUUCGAUUAUGGUUAUAGGCCCGUGAACUUUACUAGUUUGUUUUUCUUUCAGUCCAAGACUUUUGGGCACGCUUUGAUGGUUGUUCGGUGCUCUCAUUGUCUAAACUUUUAGUUGUUCUUUCUUCAUCCA
Molecule: messenger RNA, 1985 nt
Organism: Panicum hallii
Lineage: Eukaryota; Viridiplantae; Streptophyta; Magnoliopsida; Poales; Poaceae
Product: nucleolin 2-like
Exons: 1
Coding region: 107-1360 (417 amino acids)
Source: RefSeq, a predicted model, not a curated record